Nymphaea colorata (pocket water lily) is the source of this 1341-nucleotide messenger RNA. RefSeq names its product BURP domain-containing protein 5-like. Bases 196 to 1191 code for a protein of 331 amino acids. NCBI's taxonomy places the organism in Eukaryota, Viridiplantae, Streptophyta, Magnoliopsida, Nymphaeales, Nymphaeaceae. The record is from RefSeq and is a predicted model, not a curated record. The transcript is spliced from 3 exons.
CAUUGUCCUUAUCGUCCCUCCUCCAUCGACAUUCGACAGUGAGCCCCAUGAUUCAUAAAACUUGCCAGUGAGGGCCAAUACUGAGUUCGAGACCUCCAACAACGGGGAUCUACUACAAAAUAUCGGUCCUUAUUAGCCUAUAAAUUGGAGAGACAGUUGCCGCCUUCUCCAUACAGUUCGAGCCAGCUUGCUGCAAUGGACAGCUGGAUUUCAUUCUUCUCACUCUCAGCUCUCCUCCUGCUUGUUGAGGCCACAAACAGAAACAGCAGUAGCUCUCUCACUAUAAAAGCUUACUGGAAUGAGGUCUUCCCCAGCACUCCCAUGCCUAAUGCCAUUCAAGCUCUCCUACCAUCCUCUACAAAUAUAUCAGAAUUUGGUUAUAGAUAUGGUGGCCCUUUUCGCUAUCGCUAUCGCUGGAUUCAGAGGUGGGGUGUGUUGGGUAAUGACCACGAACAGUCUAAGCGUAACCACGAACAGUCUAAGCGUAAUUGGUCACCGAACCUUGCACCUCUGUAUUUCUUAAGGGACGACCUGCAGGCUGGUAGCAAGAUGAACGUCACCAUGAUGAUCAGCCCGACAAUAAUAGAUGGUUCUAGCGGUGGUAUCAGCAUUGAGCCAACCUUCUUGCCACGCCAACAAGCUCAAGCAAUUCCCUUCUCCACCUCCAAUCUCACUACCAUCCUUAUGAUGUUCUCCAUUCAACCCCACUCUGAGCAUGCAUCUCUUACAAGCCAAACGCUAGAAGAUUGCGAGAGGCCUGCACUUAAAGGAGAAGUUAAGUACUGUGCAACAUCUUUGGAAUCCAUGAUCGAUUUCGUUGUUGCAGAACUUGGAAGCCAUGAGAUUCAUUCAGUGGUCACUUCCGUUGUUAACAAAAAGGAGAAAGUGAAGGCCAAGACUUACAGGGUAGGUGAUGGAGGGGGGAAGGUGAUGUCUCCCAAAGUUGUGACAUGCCACGACGUGACGUUUCCUUAUGCCGUCUUCUACUGCCACAAUUUCCCGGGGACAAGGCCAUACAUGGUUCCAUUGAUUGCUGAGGAUGGUAGCCAGGUGAAUGCCAUUGCUUUGUGUCAUUUUGAUACAUCAAAAUGGAAUCCUGGCCAUGCCAGCUUCCGGUUUCUAGGCGUCAAACCUGGAACCGUUCCCAUUUGCCACUUCAUUGUAAAAGAUCUUGCUUGGGUCCCUAACUAAUCUACAUUCUACCUCCUUCCUUCCCAACCUUUCCUUGAUCUGCCUGGAGAGCCCUUGAAUAAUAAAAUCCAGGGGAGAAUUCCUCUGCCACCCGUUUAUGGUUUUGAUGAAUGAUUUUCUAGAGUUCAUGUAAUGGGCCAAUUGACCAGG